UGUCUACUUAUUAUUUUGUUGCAAGAAAGAUAUGAAGAUGAAACUUAAUUCUUAUCUUCUGUGGUAUCGUUGUUUCGGCAAAUGAUAGGCCUAUAUGUUCCUCACGUGAUCUAUUCAGAGACGCAAGGUAAAUAGAAAUGCACCGUGGUGGUGGUUCAUGAAGCCUCUCGAAUACAUGUAAAUAGUCAAAUUUUAGAGUGCAGAAUGGUAAAUAAGUCACUCCUACAGUUUCUCCCCAGGUACAUCUCCAAUCUGUAUUGGGUGGGGCAGAAUGACAAAGAGGCCAGGUAUGUAGUGUCUGACUUAUCAAGAAAAGACAAAGAAAGGCGUGUUUAGUUUUGGUUACGUUUCCCUGAAAUAAAAACCGGAUCAGACCUUGGUGGAAAGAUGAGCUGGGUGCGAUAGUGCUAUAGACUAGACAGAGAACAUGGCAGGAACGGAUUCUACAAUCGUUUAUGUAAACCUGUGCGAAAACGAAGGAUGUUUGGAGUUCGAGGAAUUGAUAGAAGUACUUCGAAAUCGUUGUAUCACAGUUGACCACUCGGUCCUUCUCAAUAUUUUAUCUGACAAUGGGAAAUUUGCGGUUCCAUUGGACAAGGAAAUUAAACCAGGAACUAUGGUCGUGGCGAUAACCCAGCUGAGGGUCUGCAAGAAGCCGCAGGGAAAGUGUCCCCAGUGCAACGACUUGCACUUGUGCAGGUUUUUUAUAUGCGGAAACUGCAGAUUCGGAGAUGAUUGCAAAAAUUCCCACACCCUGGCUUCUCAACACAAUCAACCCAUUUUGAUUGACGCUGGCCUACAAAAUCUGAAUGGAAAAGAGCUUUUCCCAUUAUUACUGCAAAACGAUGCCAACUUGCUUCCUGAGAUAUGUUCAUAUUAUAACCGGGGCAAUGGUAAGCAUGGUAUCUGCAAGUUCACAAAAACUUGCAACCGCCUCCAUGUCUGUCAGCACUUUCUCCAAGGUGACUGCGAGUUUGGAGAAAAGUGUAAGAGAGAGCAUUCCUUCAACAAUCAGGUGCUGAAGAUCCUGAAAACCAGAGGUCUCAGCGAUGACAAUAUAAGAAAACUGUGCAAAAUAUACCUGUGCAAAUCCAUCAUCAACCAGCAUCUUGAGGUGACAGACCUUCUGCCAAUCAGAAGCCUCGAAAUAAAGUCCACCACCAGUGAUACUUCUACUGCCCCCCCAACCAGUGAGGCCGACCGUAAUGAAAUCUGUCUCUACUUUCUACGCCAACAUUGCAGCUUCAAAGACAAGUGUGUACGGGUGCACUACCAGCUACCUUAUAGGUGGCAGGUCCAGGACAGUGUGUCUCUUAGCUGGAUUGAUAUGCCUAACAUGGAGACCAUGGAGAGGGCCUACUGUGACCCCUAUGACAAUACAGUCAAAAACCUUGGGGGAACUGUCCGUCGUCUAUCUACGGUCUCCUCUGUCUCCAAGCCCAACUUCAUCCUCACCACUGAUUGGCUGUGGUACUGGCAGGACGAAAUCGGGAGCUGGGAGGAGUAUGGACAAGACAAGGUGGGUGAUGAUGGUGGAAGUACUGCUUCUGUCAAUUCUGGCUCUCUGGAGCGUACCUACCUAUCAGAAAUAGAGGUGGAAUCUUUCAGUGCAGGAGGACAAAAAUACACUAUCAACUUCAAAGAGAUGCAGCAGCAGAACUUGCAUUACAGAACCAAGAGAGAGGUCCGCAGACGGCCUCGCUUUGUGUCCACACAGGAGGUGCAGGACGGGAGGGUAAUCUCGAGAGGCAUCCCAGCCGCAUCCUCUUCCCUAGGCGAUUCGGUACCAGCCAACUGGGAUAAGACUGCCCUACCUAACUUUGGAUAUAAGGUCAUCCCACUGACCAGCUCCUCCCCGGAGUACAAGAAGGUUGAGAGCUGGUUCAAGGGUACCAUGAAGACCAGCUUGAUCAACAAAAUUGAGCGCAUACAAAACCCCGUGCUUUGGAAUGGCUUUCAAGGUCAAAAGACUCUGAUGAAGGCGAAAAAUGGAGGAAAGCCUGUAGACGAACGCCACCUGUUCCAUGGCACAGAAGAGUCUCUGCUGGAUCCCAUCUGUGAGCAGAACUUUGACUGGAGGAUGUGUGGAGUCCACGGCACACUAUACGGCAAAGGGAGUUACUUUGCCAGAGACGCCUCCUACUCAGAUAAGUACUCCAAGGCCCACGGGGGCCUGAGGAGGGUGAUGUUCGUGGCCCACGUCCUGGUGGGGGAGUUCACUUUGGGCAGCAGCAGCUACGCCCGCCCCCCCAGCAAAAGCACCAGCAAGAACCUCUACGACAGCUGCGUGGACUGCGCCAGGGAUCCCAGCAUCUUCGUGGUCUUUGAGAAACAGCAGAUUUACCCGGAGUACAUCAUUGAUUAUUCCUGAACACUGGGCUCUGCCUACGAAGCCACAUACAUGCCUACCCUUUGCUCUCUGUCAAUUUCUUAGACUUUAAGAGGUGCCCUGUAUCCUUUAGCUGCCAAGUUGAUCUCAUCUUUGAACCGUGUUGAAAUACUGAUUUUCUCAUUAUGGAAUUCCUUUAAUGGGGGGAGUGUAGUUAUGCAUGUCAUUAUACAUAUUAUUUUCUUUCUUAUAUUCAUAUAUUUGGGUUUAUCCGGGCCGGUGUUUUAAUCCUGUUUGUUUCACCACGGUACUGCUAAGACAAUUUGGGAACAGUUGAAAAACAAGUCUCUUGUUCCGUCUCAUGCAAACUUAAGUGAGGAACAACUGAUUAUUUAGCAAAAAUAACAAUGUCCUAUUAUGCAUUGUGGGUCAUCUUUGGCUUAGCAAGUUCAUGAAAGGCUCUACAACUCCAUGUCUUAUCUCAGGCGUAAAAGGGCAUAAAAAAUAGCAAUUACAAGUUUAAAUUUUUUAUUAGUUUUAACAAUUCAAUUAUUCAAAUCAGUUUUCUCUUUUUAUUUUUAUUUUUACAUGACAUUGUGACGUUUUUGUUUUGGGUUGAGGCUGGGUCUGGUUUCGCCUUUCUGUGUGGCAUCAUUGAUCUGGUUCAUAUAAAAUAUAAAAACAAUGGACAACAUAUUCUUGGAACUCACUUGAUGUGAAAAAAAUCAACUGUAAUCCAGUGCAAUCCCAAUGGCUGCAGCCCACCUCAUGCACAAUGCUUCACCACUGCUUGAUCCUUAAGGAGUCGGACCUGGAUCCACUGGGAGCUGCUUGGGAUAAGACUGUCGUACCAAUAAAUAAAUAGUAACCCUACAAGCCUUA
Messenger RNA from Gadus morhua (Atlantic cod), 3211 nucleotides. Its product is annotated as protein mono-ADP-ribosyltransferase PARP12. The transcript has 11 exons. Lineage: Eukaryota; Metazoa; Chordata; Actinopteri; Gadiformes; Gadidae. The record is from RefSeq and is a predicted model, not a curated record. Gene Ontology annotation, cellular component: nucleus. Bases 428 to 2371 code for a protein of 647 amino acids. Gene Ontology annotation, molecular function: NAD+ poly-ADP-ribosyltransferase activity; metal ion binding.